Eruca vesicaria subsp. sativa (arugula) is the source of this 1953-nucleotide messenger RNA. The record is from the annotation of a GenBank genome assembly. NCBI's taxonomy places the organism in Eukaryota, Viridiplantae, Streptophyta, Magnoliopsida, Brassicales, Brassicaceae.
ACCACAACGAUGACAUCUCACUCAGAAAUCUCGACCAAAAAAGAAACAUGAACAACUUGUUCAACCCCACUAGACCAGGCCCGAAGCCAUGGCCGAACCGAAAGAAACAAACCAACAAACCCGCCAUCUGUCUCUGCUCCGUCUCUCUACUCUUCCUCUCCCUCUUCUUCUUCAUCACCUACUCCGAGAUACCCAAAUCCCUCUUCUCCAUCUCCUCCUUCUCCGGAUCCGUCGAGUUCCCUCAAUGCAGAUCCGAGACGCUAACCCGCGCCCUCCUUGGCCAGAGAUUCCUCCUCUACGCUCCACACAGUGGAUUCAGCAACCAGCUGUCGGAAUUCAAGAACGCUGUCUUAAUGUCCUCGAUUCUGAACAGGACCCUUGUCGUUCCCCCGGUUCUUGAUCACCACGCUGUCGCUCUCGGUAGCUGUCCGAAAUUUAGGGUUUUGAGUCCCAGCGAGGUUCGUGUCUCGGUUUGGAAUCAUUCUAUAGAGCUGCUUAGGGAAGGGAAGUAUGUCUCGAUGGGUGAUGUUGUGGAUAUCUCGUCUCUUGUGUCUUCCGAGACUGUUAGAGUUAUUGACUUUAGGUACUUCGCGUCGCUUCUCUGUGGUGUUGACUUGGAGACUUUCUGUGGGGAGUUAGGUGAAGAGUCUGAGGCUUAUGAGUCGUUGAGACGGUGUGGUUAUUUGUUGUCUGGAGUUCGUGGGAAUGUGGAUGGGUGUUUGUACGGUGUUGAUGAUGAUUGUAGAACUACGGUUUGGACGUAUAGAAACGGAGGUUCUGAUGGGAGGUUGGAUUCUUUCCAGGCGGAUGAGAAGGUUAAGAAGAAGAAGAAGUUAAGUUACGUGAGGAGGAGGAGAGAUGUGUAUAAGGCUCUUGGACGUGGCUCAGAAGCUGAGUCUGUGGCUAUACUUGCGUUUGGGAGUUUAUUCACGGCUCCGUAUAAAGGUUCUGAGCUUUAUAUUGAUAUACCUAAGUCUUCUAGUGUUCCUGAGGUGAAGUCUUUGAUUGAGAAGGUUGAGUUUCUUCCUUUUGUUCGAGAGAUAAUGAGUGCGGGGAAGAGGUUUGCCAAGGGGACGAUAAAGGCACCGUUUCUUUGCGCGCAGCUUAGGUUGCUUGAUGGACAGUUCAAGAAUCAUCAGGAGGGGACGUUUUUGGGUUUAAAGCAGAAGCUGGAAUCUUUGAGUUUGAAGAGUUCUGGUCCUGUUCAUGUGUUUGUGAUGACUGAUCUUCCUGAAAGCAAUUGGACUGGGACUUACUUGGGUGAUUUGUCUAGGAACUCUACGAAGUUCAAGCUCCAUUUUCUAAGGGAGCAAGAUGAUGUAGUUGUGAGAACACAGAAGGAGCUUGCUUCAGCUGGUCAUGGACAGAAAUUUGGGUCUAUUCCGAUGAGUAUGGACAGUAUAAAGAAGAUGAAGAAGCAUUGUUCUCCUAAGAAAGUAUCAAAUGUACAACUAUACGUAGAGGAAGCUGUUUGCAGCUGUGCUUCACUGGGGUUCGUUGGUACUGCAGGGUCCACUAUAGCUGAUAGUGUAGAGAUGAUGAGGAAGUUCAAUGCUUGUAGUAGUUGAACUCAAAACUACAUUUCUGUGAUUCUUGUUUCCGGGUUCGAUUAACCAAAGCUUUUUCAGUGUUGGUCUGCAGUGAUAGAUGCAAGAUUUGGUUAAGUUUUGCCGGUCGGAUAGAGAUAAGAUGUUUCAUCUGUCUCCACUUUGAGGUUUUGGUGAUGAAUUGGGUAUGAAUGGUUUUGUGUUGGUUUGGUUAUAUAUAGGAAACUGUCUUUGUUUCUAAUAUUAAAUACAAUAAAGCCACUUGGCUCGGGUCUAAACUGUGGUGAGAUGGGUGUUGCAGCUCUGUAAGUUAUGUUUAGGCUUUUGUAAGUUUUUGAUUUGUAGUUUCUAUACCAAGAUUUGUAACCAAAUUUACCAUCGAGUGUUUAACCGGUUUUGAUUACCA